Messenger RNA from Lagopus leucura (white-tailed ptarmigan), 2402 nucleotides. It is a transcript of the gene S1PR4, whose product is annotated as sphingosine-1-phosphate receptor 4. The transcript is spliced from 3 exons. Gene Ontology annotation, cellular component: membrane. Gene Ontology annotation, biological process: G protein-coupled receptor signaling pathway. NCBI's taxonomy places the organism in Eukaryota, Metazoa, Chordata, Aves, Galliformes, Phasianidae. The record is from RefSeq and is a predicted model, not a curated record. Gene Ontology annotation, molecular function: sphingosine-1-phosphate receptor activity. Bases 531 to 1718 code for a protein of 395 amino acids.
UCAGGGCCACCCGCUGACCUUAUCAGCACGAGCUCCGCUAACGGUGAAGCCAAACUGACACCAGCAGCUGAAAGGACCAACGUGGAGCCUGGAGCUCCGCUUCCCACCAGAACCGCUUCUGUUGCGCACCAUUCCCUGCAGGAGGAAACAUCCUUUGCAUUUUCCAUGCGCCUGCGCCGCGGUCCAGGAGAAAUCCUCAGAUCCCACAGAGGUGUGAGACGGCCCAGCUCUGCCCUGGGGACUUCUCCAUGACUCCGGGUAGCAGCCUCUCUGCUUUCACCCUCCUCAUUACCUACUGCAUCGGGCCUCCGACGAGCAGCUGGGGAGCAGCGCUGGCUGCUGUGCCUCAUCCUGGCAGCACGAGCCAUGUCAGCACUCUGGGGCUGGCAGAUGGGGCUCUGACCCCCAUCUCUGCCCUGGACUCAGCACUGCCUCCAGCCCUCAAACAGAGGCUCGGCUCUGCUCCAAACCUCACCUGAGCCCUCGGUGAUCAGAAUUCGGACGGCCCAGAAUUUGGAGGGCUGAGCUGGAUGCUGAAUCGCUCCCUUUCUGCUCAAUAUCCCGAGCUCAGAAUGGACCUCCUCGACAGGAAGGGCUCCUGCUUGCAGCUGGCCGCCAUGCGGAACGUGAACAUCAUCCUGCAGCACUACAACUUCUCUGGCAAGCUGACCAACCGGCCUUCCCAGGAUGAGGGCAUGGGCCUCAUCCGCACCAUCUUCGUCAUCGUCAGCUGUGCCAUCAUCCUGGAGAACCUGCUGGUGCUGCUGGCUGUGCUGCGCUGCCUGCGGGCACGCCGCUGGGUCUACUCCUGCAUCGCCAGCAUCACCAUCAGCGACCUGCUGGCCGGCAUCGCCUACCUCUCCAACCUCUGCCUCUCAGGCAAGAAGACCUUCCAGCUGUCCCCUCAGCUCUGGUUCCUGCGGGAGGGCAUCCUCUUCAUCGCUCUGGCUGCCUCCACCUUCAGCUUGCUGGUGACGGCCAUCGAGAGGUACAGCGCCAUGGUGCGGCCGAUCGCUGAGAACGAGGCCAGCAAGACACUGCGCCUGCGUGGCCUCAUCGUGUUCUGCUGGCUGCUGGCCUUCGUCAUCGGGCUGCUCCCGCUGCUGGGAUGGAACUGCCUCUGUGAUUUCAGCACCUGCUCCAUUCUCCUGCCCCUCUACUCCAAGAACUACAUCCUCUUCUCUGUGGUCAUGUUCAGCAUCAUCCUGCUGGGCAUCAUCGGCCUCUACAUCUCCAUCUUCCAGCUGGUCCAGGCCAGCUCGAGGCAAACCACCUCUCGGCACAGCCGCAAGCGCUCGCUCCGUCUGCUCAAGACAGUGCUGAUGAUCCUGGGCGCCUUCAUCAUCUGCUGGAGCCCCCUCUUUGCCCUGAUGCUGUUCGAUGUGUUCUGUGAGACGCACGCCUGCAGGCAGCUGCACAGCCUGGACUGGACCUUGGCUCUGGCCAUGCUCAACUCAGGCAUAAACCCCAUCAUUUACUCACUGCGGAGCGUGGAGGUGCGCCGCGCCGUGUGCAGCCUGCUGUGCUGCUGCUGCGUCAGGAUCAGGCUCUGCAAGCCUGGGAACUGCCCGGUCAUCACCGACAUCAACUCGGGUUCAUCCACUGAGAGCUCCCUGCGCUACCGGGAGAGCUUCCGCAGCCCCAUAGCCCCGAUCCCACGGCCCAGAGCACCUCUCUCCAGCAACUCCAGCAUGAUGAGCAAUCUGCCCAGUCUCUGAGAGGCCAAAAGUGGCCCAGAGAUCCCACUGGGACCUCAGGGUGCUGGGUGCGGCUGUCAGAACUGUGUAAGAUGCUGUGCCACCCCCGCUGCUGACUGUGGCCAGGCUUUGAGCAGGAGGUGGCAUAGAAACGUGCUCCUGGAGGGCAGUGAGGGAUACAGGCACAGGCUGGGACAGACGCUCUGCUCAAUGGAUGCUGUGCUGGGGUAGGACUGGGUGCUGCUCCAUGUCUGCACAUAUAUAGCUGCUGUACCUGCUCUGGUGAGGGCAUUUAGCCCCAUGGCACAGAGAUGGCACUCCCCACUUGGACUUGUAGGGGUUAUCAGCAGCAGAGAACUGAGGGUUGCAGGAAAUUGGACCACCGCAGCCACGUCUGCACCCACUGCUGCCCAAAGCUCAGCUCCGCAGCCCCGGCCUGCGGGACAAAGCAGCAGGAGGGCUGCCGAGGUGCUGCAAGACCCCGGGCAGGAGCGGGGCGCUGAGAUACACAGACACGGGAAGGGCGGCUCCAGGGGCGGGCAGAGCGCUGUGCUGUAUGAGCUGCGCAGGGCAAUGCUCCUGGGAAGGGGCGUUCUGCAGAGCGGUGUUAUGAAGGAGAAUAGCAUCCAAUCACCCUCCAUCGCCGUGCGGGAAGCCAAGGCCAGCCAGGCCCUGCGGAGAAGCUUAAAACCUUACAAUAAAAUC